This is a messenger RNA of Penicillium longicatenatum, 3327 nucleotides long. Its product is annotated as transcription initiation factor TFIID. Gene Ontology annotation, molecular function: RNA polymerase II general transcription initiation factor binding; RNA polymerase II general transcription initiation factor activity; histone acetyltransferase activity. Gene Ontology annotation, biological process: RNA polymerase II preinitiation complex assembly; transcription by RNA polymerase II. Gene Ontology annotation, cellular component: transcription factor TFIID complex. The coding region runs from base 1 to 3327 and encodes 1108 amino acids. The record is from RefSeq and is a predicted model, not a curated record. NCBI's taxonomy places the organism in Eukaryota, Fungi, Ascomycota, Eurotiomycetes, Eurotiales, Aspergillaceae. The transcript has a single exon.
AUGCCACAUUCUACAAACCCAGAUCCGGAGGCCCCGGACGAUACGGACUUUGAAAAUGUAAUGCGACAACUGAAUAACUAUGAGGCUGGUCCACAACUUGACUUUUUGUCGCGCGACCUAGAAGUCGGUGAAAAGGCGGACGACGCUAUCGAUUUUGAAGAUUUCGACGACGACGAGCUUCCUGAAGAAGAACAAGCAGAAUCCGCGACGCGUCUUCCUCCCACUGAUGCCGCUCUAGACUCCUUCGCAGACCUCGAAACCGACGAUGCAGCUCUGUUCGGAGCCGGAGACGACAUAUUUGGGGAUGGAGAUGGUGGAGCCCAGGGCCAGGACGACAAUCUCGAUGAUCUCUUUGGGGAGGGUCCCGUCUCUCCUCCCCAGGAGGGUCAGGGCGACCGCAUUCAGGAUCUUUUCGAGGAUGAAGAAUCGGCCUCGGCCAUCCAGCCGGUUGAGCUCCCGCCUUUCCCGCCAGUGCCCGAGCCCCAAUCCCAGGCAAUGUCCGUGGUGGAUGAAAAUGAAUUCCUUGAUGAUGCCAGUAUCAUAUCGGAGGAGAUGGACCCCUCGACCCUUCGGGCUUGGAAACUUCAGCAGGCCUUGUUUGCCAUGUCCGGGACUGGACCAGACCACCCGCCAGCACCACCGGAGAACAACGAGGAACUUCUCCACUCCCUAUUCCCCAGCUUUGAUCGCGAUACACUACCACGAUGGCUAGAAUUGAUCCCUCACAAGAAGGCCUAUUUCCGAGGAAAACAGCCAUUGAAGAUUCCCAAGCCAGUCCUUCCCACCAAGGUUAACAUCGAGUUGGCCCCAGACCAAGAGCGAGUGUUUCGAACCGGCCAGCCCAAUAAACGGGGCCUUGAUCAAGAGUCUUUGGGCAUUGUGUUUAUCGAGUCCGCUCAGGAUGAAGAACAGGAAAACAAGGAAGAUUUCGACUUGGGCGAGGGAGAAGCAGAUGAAACAUUACCAGGUGGCUUUACUAUGCAUGACCUUCGAACCAUGUGCGCGGAUUGGGAUAUACAGGAUGAAUACUUGUCGGAGCCCGAGAAGCAGCGCGCUGAGCCCGAUGCUGAUCUAUUUGACGAGGAGGAUGAUUGGCUUGCCGAUGCAAAUCAUCCGGCCAAGAAACGCAAAACCGGUCCGACUCCCAUGGAUGUCAUUGCUUUAGCGCAUCUCGAUAUUCCGCUAUUGGAUGAUCCCGAGCAAGCAACUGAGCGGAUUGCGAAGAAGGUCACAAUUGAUAUGAAUGAUCCUAACAUUCUUGUUGAGGAGCUACAAUCAGACUCCGUUGUCCAUAAACCCAAACACACCGUUCCGCGUACCAGAGACGAAGUUGACUCCAACUUGACCCGUCGCCUCACUCAGCGCUACAACAUCUCGAACGACCAAGCAUAUGACAUGCUCAAGCAAAACCACCAGAAUAAGAUUCGGAGCACGCUUGGCAAUGUCACUCUUGAGCACGCGAUGCCAGCCUUGCGCCUGCAGUGGCCGUACUACAAGACUGAAUUGGGUAAAGCUGAGGCUAGAUCUUUCCACCGACCCGCCAUGGUCUUCCGUACUGGCCAAACCUCCUGGUUCAAGAACCCUCUACAUAUAAAACGCAAGCAACAAAAGGGGAAGGAUGCCAAAGCCCUAUACUCUUCAACAAGCCAACUUUCCAUGGCAGACAACUCCCAUGUUUUGCUUGUAGAAUAUGCCGAAGAAGUUCCAAUGUCGCUUUCUAACUUUGGCAUGUGCAAUCGGUUCAUAAAUUAUUAUCGGAGGAAGAAUCCGGAUGAUCCCACUCGCCCUAGGGCCGAGAUUGGUGAGACAACCGUCUUGCUACCUCAAGACAAGAGUCCAUUCUCCAUUUUCGGGCAUGUGGAUCCCGGUGAUAUUGUUCCUGCAAUUUCGAAUUCAAUGUACAGGGCACCACUUUUCCCGCACUCGGCCAAGUCCAAUGACUUCUUGGUGGUCCGCAGCACCACACAGUCCAAGGGUAGUACCUACUAUUUGCGCAAUAUCGAGAAUUUCUAUGUUGCUGGACAGCAAUUCCCAUCCGUUGAUAUCCCCGGCCCACAUUCCCGCAAGGUUACGACUGUUGCGAAGAAUCGCAUGAAGAUGCUUGUGUACCGACUGCUCAAGAAGAGCCCCGAUGAGCGAUUGGCCAUUAGUGACGUGACAGCCCACAUCCCCGGCACGACAGAUAUGCAAAAUCGACAGAAGGUCAAGGAUUUCCUCCAGCACGACAAGGACACCAAAUAUUGGAAGCCUUUGGAUCCCACUCUCCCAGACCAAGAUACCAUUCGAGCCUGGGUUCAACCAGAAGAUGUUUGUUUACUCGAAUCAAUGCAAGUUGGCCAGCAACACCUGAACGACACCGGUUUUGGCGGCGAGGCUGAGAACGCAAAUGAGAAUGACGACGACGAAGAAAGUGAGAGCUUUGAGCAACAGAUGGCUCCCUGGAAAGCAAGUCGCAACUUUUUGUUGGCGUCCCAGGGCAAGGCCAUGCUCAAGCUCCACGGAGAAGGUGACCCUACGGGUCGUGGAGAGGGUUUCAGUUUCAUAAAGACAUCCAUGAAGGGUGGCUUCAAGGCCAUCGGAGAAAGUGUGGAGGACAAAUUGGACGCACAGCGACUCAAGGAGCUCGGUGGCCACAGUUACAACGUCGCACGUCAACAAAGAUCGUACGAGACAUCGAUUCGUCGUAUCUGGGAUGCUCAGAAAGCCAGUCUUUCAUCAACAGUGGAGCAUUCAGACCAAGAAAGUGACGUUGACCAAGGCGAAGAAGAAGAAUUCAAUAAGCCAACACCCCGUUCCGAAGCCCCAACUCCGGCUCCAGUCCGCCGCGAUGACGAAACAACCUCUCAAUUCAGUCGCAUGAGUUUCAACAGCCAAAAGGGCAAGGUUCUCCGCAUCACCCGCCAAUUCAAGGAAUCGAACGGUGAGAUCGUGCAGAAGGAGCAGCUAGUCUGGGACCCACGAGUUAUCCGCCACUACAUCCAACACCGUCACCGCACCGAGGCCCUAACUACAAAAUUGGAUUCCCUCCAGCCAACCGGUGACCCUGAAGUCGAUGCCCGCAACCGCAAACUCAUCGAGGCCGAACUGAGCCGUCUGAACCGUAACAAGGAACGUCGCUUCGCUCGUGAGAAGCAGAAGGGUAUUUCUCGUGCGGGUGACUCUCCCGCUGAUGGUAAACCGACUGGUACCCAGCGCAAGUGUGCCAACUGUGGCCAAGUUGGACAUAUCAAGACAAACAAGAAGCUUUGUCCUCUGCUUAAUGGUACCAUGAAGCCUGAAGACAGGAUUACGGACUCGGCUUUCUCGAUGAGUGCGCCUGUGCUUUAA